This is a messenger RNA of Acromyrmex echinatior (Panamanian leafcutter ant), 645 nucleotides long. Its product is annotated as histone-lysine N-methyltransferase SETMAR-like. Gene Ontology annotation, cellular component: condensed chromosome; site of double-strand break; nucleus. Lineage: Eukaryota; Metazoa; Arthropoda; Insecta; Hymenoptera; Formicidae. The record is from RefSeq and is a predicted model, not a curated record. Gene Ontology annotation, biological process: DNA integration; mitotic DNA integrity checkpoint signaling; double-strand break repair via nonhomologous end joining. Gene Ontology annotation, molecular function: single-stranded DNA endonuclease activity; DNA topoisomerase binding; double-stranded DNA binding.
AUGGCAUUAAAUGCUCAGCAAUCGGUAACUACUAAUCGCAUCGACAACACUAGAUCUGGAUACAAAAAGAAAUUCGAUGUUUGGGUUCCUCACGAGUUGAGUAUUAAGAACAUGAUGGACCGAAUUAACAUUUGCGAUACGCAACGGAAUGAAAUUGAGCCAAUUCUGAAGAGAAUGAUGACUGCUGAUGAAAAAUGGAUCACGUACGACAAUCGAACUCGCAAAAGAUCGUGGAUAAAGGAAGGAGAGAAGGCACAAGCAAUCGCAAAACCUAUUAUAUUGACGAUGAAGAAGGUGAUGUUGUGUGUGUGGAGGAAUUGGAAAGGAAUUCACUAUGAGCUAUUAUCGCCCGAUCAAACAAUUAAUUCCGAACUUUACUGUGAACAACUGGAGAGAUUACAACAAACAAUUGAGAGGAAGCGGCCAGAAUUAAUCAAUAGGGGUGUCGUCUUCUAUCACGAAAAUGCUCGACCACACAUCUUUGAUAACGGCAAAAAUUACGAGAGCUUGGCUGGGAAGUCUCUGCAGAAUUCUCUCAAUGGUAUAAAGCUGGCUUCAAAAGAAGCCUGUGAAAAUCACUUGAAGCAGUUUUUCGACCAGAAACCACAGAAGUUCUAUUGCGAUGAGAUUAUGGCUCUGCCCUAA